UAACCGCCAUUACCAGAGAAGAAGAAGUAGUACAGGAUCACCCGCCAUGCAGGAGCGCUUCAGUUGAGUUUUCACGUUUAAACCGCCUCUGUUUGCUAUUUUACAUGCAGUCAGCUGCAGUUAAACGUUAAAAACAAUCAGUUUAACUGAACGUAGCGGCGGGAAUCUCGCUAAAAGCCGCCAUGGCCCAACAAGCCGCGGCUCUUCAGACCUACAACAACGAGCUUGUGAAAUGUAUCGAGGACCUGUGCUCGAAGCGGGACGAGCUGAACCGCCAGAUCCGGCUGGAGGAAAACGAGAAGGAGCGACUCCAGCACGACAUCCGGGUUCUCUCCGAGAAGCUAAGCCGGGUCAACGAGAGCAUGGCGCAUAGACUGACCACCAGGGCCAACCUGGACCGCACCAUCGCAGAGACAGAGGCUGCAUACGCCAAGAUCCUGGAGAGUUCCCAGUCUCUACUGAGUGUCCUGAAACAGGAAGCAGGAAACCUCAACAAAUCCCCAGAGCAGUGGAAAAACUAGCACCAAGAAAAACACUCUGUACUCUGCUGGACUCUGUUUUUGCACUUUUAAACCCACUUUUCUGUGUUCAUUUUAAUAAUAUAUUUGUGUUUUUUUCUCCUUUUAAAGCAAUAAAUGUUUGACUUUUAGUCGUACAUCUUCAGUCAGUCAUUCACAGCACAUCUUUUAGUUCAGGUUGUUUAUUUAUUCAGCUUUUAUUAUACAAGUACAACAUUUUUUUGUUGUUUUUUCAGCUUACAGUAAGCAAAUGGAGAGUUACAGACAGGAAGUGAAUAAAGGAUGAACCAGGAAGUGAGGCGUUUGGUUUCAGACGGAGAGCAGGAAGAUCUGGAUGGAUCAUCAACAUGAGCCACGCCUCCACAGCAGCCAAAUAAAAAAAAAAAAUCAUGACCCUUGAACUUUCACACCUUUACAACCUGGAUUUUAGCAAAAGUGAGAACACUUCUGCUAAGGCGCUAAUAGGAAAGCUAAUUUUCGGUUUAGCUUCUCUAAGCUAACCUCUAGCGCUCUUAGAGACUCCUAAUAUUUAUUCAGGUAAAUAAAUACUAAAGUGCUGCUUUGUAAACUUUCAGUUGAAUAAAAUUAGACAUUUCAGUCCAGAACACACUUGAGCUAAUUUUUGGGUUUUGCUAACCUCUUAUCUUCCCUUUAUUAAUAUUCAAAUCGCUAAUUUCCUUGAACUUUUGCUUGAAUAAAGCUUGACAUCUGCAGUGCCGGAGACACUUGAGCUAAUCUGCUAACAGCAGAGCUAACUUUGUUUUCUGGUUUAAGUGUUUUUUGCUAACCUUUAGCGCUUUUAGUUUCUCCUAAAUAAAUUUGGAUGAAUCCUGAAGUGCUAAUGUUGUAAACUUUCAGUUGAAUAAAGUCUGACAUCUGGACACACUUAAGCUAAUAUGCUAGUAGCAAAGGUAAUUUUUCCUAUGUUGUUUUUGCAACAUGAAAACCUUUAGCACACUUAGCUUCCCUAACAUGUUGUGCAACUAACACACGUUUGGUAACAACAUGGCUGAAUUCAGUUCUUUAGCACUACAUACAGUUUUGUUUCGCUUUAGCAUUAGUGGAACUAAUGUUUAUUAUUAGUGCUUUACUUUUAGUGCAAAUAACAUUUUAUUUUGAGGUAAGAGAGUAAGUUGGAUUUACUGCAAAUGCACACCACACUUAUCAGAUUUAACUUCCCAACUAUACACUCACUAUCUGUGUUGGUUUGUCACAUAAAAUCUCAAUGAAAUACACUGGCAGUGAACUUUACUCCGAUGCCUCUAAAUAAAAUCAACCACAACCAAUUAUCUUAUUAAAAAUUUAAAUCAUCCCAAAUGAUUAGGAUUAAUUUACUGUGAUUUGCCAAAUAAUUUCACAGUUUUGAUGCUAAAACUAUUAGAAUUGUGCAUUGUUUUAAUAAUUAAAUGACUUCUGAAGGUUUAAAACAUAAAUAUCAACGUUUUUACACAAAGUUCAGUUUAACUGCAUAGAGUAGUACAUUAUGAAACAGAAGAAAAAUAUAUCUGAAAAGUGUGGUGUGCAUUUGUAUUCACCCUACUUUUACUCAAAUAUCCCUAAAUAAACCAAUGUACCUUCAAGGUAACUUAAUAUUCAGAAUUAUUUAGAAUUUAAAUGAAUAAAGCCAUUCUGCAGAGAUUUGUACCUCAUAAUUAUAAACCCUAUUGAAUUUGUUUUAAAGUUGAAAAGACUUAAAAUUUUAACAUUUCUAUUCUACAUAAUCAGCUUCCUAAUCAUUUUAAAAAGGUCUUAAUCUGAAGUUUUGCAGGCCUUCUGAAAAAUCUUGAAGGAUUUUUCAUUUGAUCAUCUUCAGUCCAGUGAAAUAAGUUCAAUAAGGCAACAAAUGAAGGACAAAAGUAGAAAUUUGAGGAAAUGAUUGAAUUCCCUGUAAAUAAACUGCAUCACUUUAAAACCAUCCAAGCAAAGGCUUUUUGUCCCUUCCUUCUUUCCUUUCAAACCCACAAACCUAAACCAUUGAUUUCCAGUUUAUUUGUCUUUAUUUUCAUGACUUAUGGAGAUAAAUGUCUAUAAAAAGGCCCAAUAUUUUCUUUGGUUCUGAUUUCCAUUUGGAUCAGCUGACCCUGAUUACAAUAAGGAGACAUGCUAAUGGAUAUUUAUUGGCAGUGGUGGGCACACUAAAUGCUAAUGUGCUAGUAGCAGAGCUAACUUUGAAAACAUUUAGCAUACUUAGCUUCCUCUGAUUUAAAUUCUAAAGUGCUAAUUUAUCUCUCUGUUUUAUAAACUUUCAAAUGAAUAAAGUUUGAUAUCGCCAUAAUAUCGACUUAGAUUUUCACCUUUUGCUAAACAACAUGUUGGUGUAGCGCAUUAGCAUUAGCCUCUGGUAAAUUCCUUGUGGGUGUAGUGCUGUAGCACUAGCUUCUACUAAGCAUUAUGUUAUUGUAGCACUUUAGCAUUACCUUAUGCUAAACUCCUUGUUGGUACAGCGCUUUAGCAUUAGCUUACGCUAAUUUCUUCUUGGUGUAGUGCAAGUUUUUGCUAAAUUUUAUAUUAGUGUGGUGCUUUGAUAUUGGCUUCUACUAAACAUGCUGUUGUAGCACUUUAGCACUAGCUUCUGCUGAAUCUUUUGUUGGUGUAGCAAUUUAGCAUUAGCUUCUGCUAAAUUCCAGGUUAAUAAAGCGCUAUAACAUCAGCAGAAGCAAUGUUUACCACCAGUGAUUUGGGAUUAGCGCAACUUUUGGGUUAGUUGUGUCCACCGCUGUGUCUGGGGUCAUACAGAAGCAGAUAUUUAGUGGGUAACAAGCAUCGUGUUCCUUGCCAAUCAUGGCGGGUUGCUGCUUUUCUGUACCAGAAACAUCUGGUUAUAAAACAUCCAGAACCAGAAAACUCCAAAACAACCAUCAGUACAAAUAAACUUGGGGCUAAUUUGGGCCUGCUGCGGAGCCGUGGAUGUGUAGUCACAGUGACGAGGCCGACAAUCAUGAGACUUUAAUACAAGGCUGCGACAAACAUUUAAAAACAGAAGCAAGCAUGGCAAAAAUCGGCAGUGCAUUCCUCCGGUUCGGCUGGACAGUUUCACUUCAAAACGGCGUCCUUCUGUUUUUUACCGGUACAAAAGUACCGCUUAGUUUUCACAGGAUUAGCGGUUCAACCCUCCGGUUCGGCUUGGUGCUCUGCGAAUUUCCUCCAUCGCUUGUUUUUAUGACUCAUCAGGUGCAAAACGCAGCGCAAGAACAAAAGAAUGACAGUGCAAAGACAUUCAGCAUCAAAGACCCCAGGAAUUUAAAAAAACAAUAAUCCAGCUUCCAGGACUGAAAAUGUUCAGUGAUUGUGGAGGAAAAGUUCG
Xiphophorus couchianus (Monterrey platyfish) is the source of this 3822-nucleotide messenger RNA. RefSeq names its product Sjogren syndrome nuclear autoantigen 1 (gene ssna1). Gene Ontology annotation, biological process: axon extension. Bases 183 to 521 code for a protein of 112 amino acids. The transcript has 3 exons. The record is from RefSeq and is a predicted model, not a curated record. NCBI's taxonomy places the organism in Eukaryota, Metazoa, Chordata, Actinopteri, Cyprinodontiformes, Poeciliidae. Gene Ontology annotation, cellular component: axon; centrosome; ciliary basal body.